AUGCUGAGUAAAACCACUGCCAAGUAUCCCCUUACGAGAGUCGAAGUUAAAACGUUCACGAUACACUCUGGUCUCGUGGGAGAAUCGUUAGACAAUGUGAUACUUGGACAGCUACCGAAACGAAUAAUAGUUGGCUUUGUUGAUAACAAAGCGUUUAACGGCGACAGAAAAUUAAACCCGUUUAACUUUAAGAAUUACGGCAUAAAUUUCCUUUCGCUUUACGCUGACGGAAUGCAGAUUCCAAGUAGACCGUUACAGCCGAGCUUUAAGAAAGACGAACCGCUCUACAUCGAAGCGUAUCACACUCUCUUUUCCGGAACAGGCAUACAUUUUUUGAACGAGGGAAAUUCUAUAAGCAGAGACGAUUACUCUAACGGAUAUUGCCUCUUCGCUUUUGAUCUUACACCCGAUCUAUCGGCUAAUUGUGCUGGGCAUUGGAAUCUCGUGAAACAUGGAAGCUUACGACUAGAAGUGAGAUUUGAAAAGGCACUUACCGCGACCGUUAAUUGCAUCGUGUAUGCCGAGUUCGAUAAUGUUCUAGAAAUCGAUUCAUCUCGGCAAGUCAUAGUCGAUUUUUCUGGAUAG
Messenger RNA from Solenopsis invicta (red fire ant), 585 nucleotides. RefSeq lists its product as uncharacterized. The record is from RefSeq and is a predicted model, not a curated record. Lineage: Eukaryota; Metazoa; Arthropoda; Insecta; Hymenoptera; Formicidae. The transcript has a single exon. The coding region runs from base 1 to 585 and encodes 194 amino acids.